GUUUGCUCCUUUGCUCGGUCCCUCCGGUCCGCUGGAGAGGUGUGUUUUUCUCCUGUCACAGAAACCCUGGAGACCGUGCACCAUGUUUGUGCUUCCUGACAGCUGACAGCCCCAGAUAACGUAGACAUGGCCAAAUCGCAGCUGAAAGCACAGAGCAGGACUGAUGAAGCGGAGGGCCCCGAUGGAGGCGGGAAGUGGAUGCUGGUCGUGGCCUUGUUCGUCAGCACCAGCCUCGUCUUCGGUCUGAUGCGCAGCUUGGGGGUCUUCUUCGUGGAGUUUGUCCAGUACUUUGAGCAGAGUGCUCAAGCCAUCUCCUGGAUCUCAUCCAUCGGCCUGGCAGCACAGCAGUUCUUCAGCCCGCUGGGUGCAGCGCUGUCUAAUGCGUACAACGCCAGGCUGGUGGUGAUGGCAGGAGGAUUCCUGGCCGGGCUCGGCCUCAUACUCGCCUCCCAGGCCACCUCCCUCGUCCACCUCUACCUCACGAUGGGCGUCAUUUCAGGUUUGGGCUGGGGGCUGGUCUUCACCCCCAUGGUGGCCACGGUCAUGGCUAACUUCACCCGCCGGCGGACCCUGGUUCUGGGACUGGGGUUCUCCAGCAUCGGCCUCUCUUCCUUUGCUUUUAACCCACUUUUCCAGCUGCUGGUGGAGACGUACGCCUGGAGAGGAGCCCUGCUCAUCCUUGGGGGCCUCAGCCUCAACAUCGUAGCCUGCGGGGCUCUGUUACGCCCACAGCGCCGCACUCAAGCCCCCGUGGAGGACUCGCGGAGCGGGUCAUCGUGUGCUGGUUUUCUGCGACGAGUGUCCUCCUACCUGGAACUAUCGCUGCUCUUAGAGAGACCUUAUCUCACCUACACCAUGGCUAUUUAUCUUUUCAAUGUGGGCUACUUCGUUCCAUACUUCCACCUGGUGGCCCACACCCGCCACGCCGGCUUCUCGGAGUACCAGGCCGCGUUCGUCAUGUCGGCGGCAGGUGGAACGGACAUUCUGGGCCGAAUCGCGUCGGGCUGGUUCUCCGACCUGGGCCACUUUCGGCUCAUUCAUCUACUGAGCCUGUGGACGGCUCUGGCGGGCGUGUUCAUCAUGCUGCUGCCCGUGAGCUCCCUGACGGGUUCCUACGCUGCACUGAUGGGGAUCAGCCUGCUCUAUGGCUUCUGCUCCGGGGCUCUGACCUCCGUGGCCUUUGCCGUGGUGCCGGUGAUUGUGGGUAAGGAGCGCAUGGUCGGGGCCCUGGGACUGGUGCAGCUCCUGGAGAGCAGCGCAGGACUCCUGGGGACUCCUCUCUCAGGGUUCCUGAAGGACCGAACAGGGAACUACGUCGCCUCCUUCGCAAUAUUGGGCUCUUUCCUUGUCCUCGGUAGCCUGACCAUGGUCACUCUUCCAGACUAUUUCUCCUGCACGGACCCGCCGCCUCCUCAGAGAGACCAGAGUAAGAGCUUACGUCCAGAGCUGGAAGCCAUGAGCAGUUUGCCCUCUGACUUAAAUCAUCUACCUGGGGAACGCUCAGAUGGCUGAACUAACCACACGGCACCUUUUUGAAGACAUCAUCAAUAAGAAAGUUGUUGGUGAUACCUCAGAAGUUCUCAUCCAGUUUGGAGGGUGACACUCCAAGUAACAUCUCCACGUGAUUAAAGUGGGGAUUGGUGAGGAAGAGGCAGGAAAUACAGGAGAAAUUCAGCACUGCACUAGGAAUGGGCGAUAUUUUACCGUUCACGAUAAACCGUCAAAAAGAUUCCUCACGAUAAGAAUUUUUCAUCUUGCGGUAAAAACAAUAAAUUCCCGUUGAUGAAGUUUUUGUGUAAAGCUGAUUUAUGGUUCUGUGUUAAAUCCACGCACAACGUACGUGAAGGAAGGAAGGAAGGAAGGAAGGAAGGAAGGAAGGAAG
Cololabis saira (Pacific saury) is the source of this 1882-nucleotide messenger RNA. It is a transcript of the gene slc16a13, whose product is annotated as solute carrier family 16 member 13. Bases 127 to 1512 code for a protein of 461 amino acids. Gene Ontology annotation, molecular function: monocarboxylic acid transmembrane transporter activity. Lineage: Eukaryota; Metazoa; Chordata; Actinopteri; Beloniformes; Belonidae. The record is from RefSeq and is a predicted model, not a curated record. Gene Ontology annotation, biological process: monocarboxylic acid transport; transmembrane transport. The transcript is spliced from 6 exons.